AUCCCCAAAUAUUUUGAUCCUAAUUUGGUUUUCAUCGGCUUUGGUGACGAACCUCUGAAGUUAUGCCAACGAUUAAUGGACACUGUGGUAAAUUCACCGCAUUUGUUGACUGUAAGACCUUCUAUUAGUAUUUUGAGCAUGAUUCCUUCGGUUAUGGAAGAACUACCUGUCACUAUGAAAGGACUACAACUCGUGGCCUUCGGCAAAAAAUACAACUGGAAAGAAGACGAACUGGAAGGUGUCUUCUAUGUUACGAAUUACAACUCUUUGCGGCUAAACGGUCUCAAAAAACAAAAAGAAAUUGCAGUGGAGGACUUUUUAGAGCACAGAAACAUUCCUAGAAGCAAAUUAAAUGGGGUAAUUUUUCAGGAGAAGGAGCCGUUGUGGUUGAGCCCAAUUCGGUCAGCUGAAGUGUUCAACUUCAAGAAGCGACUAGCUGAUGUUUUACGCGUCAAAUCAGAUAAUAUUUUCUGGGUGGAAAAUCAACAAGGAAUUGGACAUCUUCUUUCUACAUCAAUGAGCCGUAUUUAUCGUUGGCGAGAAGACAAAGAAAGUGAGGUAGGUUUAAUAUUUUAA
This is a messenger RNA of Porites lobata, 576 nucleotides long. Lineage: Eukaryota; Metazoa; Cnidaria; Anthozoa; Scleractinia; Poritidae. The record is from the annotation of a GenBank genome assembly.